AUGUACUUUCCACCAGUUGAUUCUUUAAGUGUAGAGAAAAAGCAUGUUAUAUUGCAAAAUAUAAACAUUAUGGAAGACGAUAAAAUAUGUCAAAAGUGCUACCAUGAAAUUUUGGAGGAACAGAAAAGUUUACAAGAAGAAAGCUGUAUGGUAGAAGAUGAAACUGGAAACAGUGUCAUAACGUUUGCCUCUUCUCAAACAUCGGCAAAAAUGGGGCGACCACGGGUGAGUUAUGAGAGCGCCAGCGCUGCUGUUAAGAGAAAGAUGCGAGCAUCAGCAAAAAAUGUUGUAAACGAAAUGAUUGAAAAAAUGUGA
Messenger RNA from Paramuricea clavata, 315 nucleotides. The record is from the annotation of a GenBank genome assembly. NCBI's taxonomy places the organism in Eukaryota, Metazoa, Cnidaria, Anthozoa, Malacalcyonacea, Plexauridae.